Hibiscus syriacus is the source of this 1154-nucleotide messenger RNA. RefSeq lists its product as uncharacterized. The transcript is spliced from 5 exons. NCBI's taxonomy places the organism in Eukaryota, Viridiplantae, Streptophyta, Magnoliopsida, Malvales, Malvaceae. Gene Ontology annotation, cellular component: nucleus; chromatin. The coding region runs from base 348 to 1154 and encodes 268 amino acids. The record is from RefSeq and is a predicted model, not a curated record. Gene Ontology annotation, biological process: mitotic sister chromatid cohesion; DNA repair.
UCCUUUUAUUUCCCUCGCUCCGCACCAAAUUUAGAUCGAUCCAGUGGCCUUCUUCCCCUUUUUCCCUCUUUGUUUUCUAUCUCUCAUCUUAUCGAGUCCACGACUCAUUGGCGGAGAAGCUGGAAGAGCAGCUCAAGGAGCUGGGAUCCAAGUUGGAAUCUCCUUUAUCUGCGAAGGACGCCAUUCUCAAGCUGUUAAAGGCAAUCAUUCUUCAACUUUAUUACUUCUCCACUGAACUUUAGAUUGCUUAGCUAAAGUUUGUUCCUAAUUGGUUGAAUUAGGGUUGUUCCCAUAAUUCACAAAGUUUCUCCUAGUCAUGGUUCUUCUACAGCCAGACCCUUUUCUUAAUGAACUUACGAGCAUGUUUGAGCGAAGCACUAAGACCGGCUCUGUUUGGGUUACUCUUAAACGAUCAAGCUGCUACAUGUCUCUCUGAGAUUGACCAGUCUCCACCAUCAUCAAUAGUGGAAUCAAUGCAGCCUCUUCUUAAUGCAAUAUUCAAGCAAGAACUGCUGAAUCAUCAAGAUCGGGAAGCCAAACUUCGAGUUGCAACCUGUAUUUGUGAGAUAACUCGGAUAAUUGCGUCUGAUGCGCCUUAUAGUGAUGAUAUUCUAAAGGAUAUUUUUAGCUUGAUUGUUGGAACUUUCAAUGGAUUGAGCGAUACUAGUGGUCCAUCAUUUGGAAGGAGAGUUGUAAUUUUGGAGACUCUUGCAAAAUAUAGAUCCUGUGUUGUGAUGUUGGAUCUUGAAUGUGAUGAUUUGGUUAAUGAAAUGUUCAGUACAUUUUUUAAAAUGCAAUUUUACAACAAAGCAAACUGGUCUGGAACUAGGAAUCAGUUUCCAGGUGCUUCGAUCUCUGACGUAGAAGGAAGAAUACACAACCUAGAAAAGGAUUUACAGCAGAAUCCUGAUUCGAGUGGAAAUGUCACAACAUUGGUUUCUUUGAGGAAGGAAUUAUGGAGACUAUAUAAAAUCGAGGAGCAAAUUUGGUUUCAAAAAUUGAGAGCAAAAUGGGUGAAAGAUGGAGAUCGUAACUCAAGAUUUUUUUAUACCUGUGCAUCCAUUAGGAAAAGACUAAAUUCCAUGAACGCUCUAAAUGUAAAGGGUGAGACCAUUAAAGAUCCGUCUCUCAUUAAUGGGUUUUGUUUGGUUUGA